CGCCGCUGGCUGCGAGCCUUCCAAGUAGUGGGACUAGCACUGUUCUCCGGGCAAUGAGGAGUGCCGGCUUGGGGCAGAAAACGCUUUCCUUUUCUCUGGAAGAAGACAAGCCGUGAGGACACUUAAGGAUGUGCUGCCCAGACGUGUCUCCCACCUCCAUCUUCCUCCUGGGACUCAUGUGCUUGACAGCUUUCAGCAACUUUGCUAAGACUUCUGCAGACUUCUCAGGUUACAUAUCACAGGUACUAAAGAACUACACUGACCAUGCCUGCGAUGGAGAAUAUGUCUCCCUGAGAUGUCCUCACAGAACCACCAUCAGCAUCCAGUCUUCUUUUUAUGGCCGAAUUGUACCAAGCCAUCAGAUGUGUCCUUCUCGCUAUCCCCACUCCUAUGCAACUUUAAUUAAAGAAGAUGUUGCCUGUUCAGUUGGCACUUCUCUUCAGAAGAUGCUGGAUGAGUGCCAGGACAGGCGGAGCUGCCAGUUCCUCGUCAAUAGCCGGCUCUUCGGGACAGAUCCGUGCCCUGGAACCGGCAAGUACCUCAUUGUGUGGUACAAGUGCAGGCCAAAUGAAUACAAGAGUAAAGUAGCCUGUGAAGAUGACAAGCUGAGGCUAAGCUGUAAGAAGAGCAUGGUGAUAGCCAUUUACUCUGCUAUCUUUGGGAGGACACAAGGAGGCAGCCUGGAAUGCCCAUACCAAAACCUAGGGAUGCCCAUGAUUGAGUGUCAGUCAGCUACUGCUCUCCAGCUCAUGAUCAAGCGCUGUCAUGGGAAAAGAAGCUGCAGCAUAUAUGCCAGCACCUAUGAAUUUGGAGAUCCUUGUUACCCAGGCAUCCAAAAGCAUCUUAAUGUCAUCUACACCUGUGUUCCCAAGAAGCUUCUGCAUGAAACUCAGCCAAGACCAACCAAUUACCAAGGAUAUCAGAAGCCACAUUUUCCACUGCAGCCAAGAGUGUUUGAUCUCAAUGUUAUAGGGGACGGAGUGCUCCUUUCUGAUGUCUCUCCUUCCAGUAUAGGACGAGCUCUCCCAGCAGAGAAGAAGAAAGGGAGAUCUGCCACUUUCUACCCUCUAGACAACACCCCUCUCCUGCUUCCUGUGGAUGAGACACAACCGCCAGUGCUCUCCAGCAGCAUGGAGCCUGUGGGCGUCAGCACGGAGAUGGCCCUGCUCAGCAAUAUCCUGGCAGCCUAUGCCUUCAUCACAGAAAACCCCGAGCGGGCUGCUCUGUAUUUUGUCUCCGGAGUGUGCAUUGGACUUGUCCUGACCCUGCUGGCCCUGGUGCUCAGGGUGUCCUGCCGGACGGACUGCAAACGCUCCUCCUCCAAAAAGCCUCCUCGGGAGCGGGAGAGCGACAGUGACAGCAGUGACAGCGACGACGAUUCGGACACCACCUCGGACCUGUCUGCCCGCAGGCACCGCAGGUUCGAGAGGACUUUGAACAUGAACGUCUUCACUUCGGCGGAGGAGCUGGAGCGGGCACAGCGGCUGGAGGAGCGGGAGCGCAUCAUCCGGGAGAUCUGGAUGAACGGCCAGCCCGACAUCCCAGGGACCAGGAGUCUCAACCGCUACUACUAAAGUGAUUGGGAGUCCAACUGUCCUGCCCUACGCCCUGGGGCUGCUCCACACAUGAUAGAGGAGGGGGGGGGGCAGAAUAUUUUGUGGGUGUAUCCCCUUUUCCUAUCAGGUGUGCCACCUGGAGUGGUGUGGAUGGACAGCAAUAAAGCUUUCCCCAUCUCCUUCUCCCUGACAUGUUGCUAUCACCCCUCUUCACGGACACUUUCUGGUUUCAACAGAGGUGGUUGCCAACUUCAUUUCUUAGUAGCAGGCAGGAAGGUGACAAUUACAGUCCUCCCACAUGAGAUAUGGUGUUCAGCACGCUGCAAUAUGAGUACUCCUCUCUUGGCUGAGGAGAGAAGUCUCCCAGGAGUUGGUUUUCAUUUAGGAUUUUUUGGUUUCCCUUUCCUGAGGACUGUGGGAGCACUAUGAACGAAAUGACAAAUCUGGAGAGAUGAUUUGAGGAGGGAGGGGGAAGUGCAUCCUGACGGAUUGUCUUGUGACUUCAGAAGCCAUGAGAUUACCCUGAUUAAACCCAACAGCAAAUAUGACUUGUUAAGAACUGCGGGGUGGGGGGGAGGGGGAUUCUUCCAUCGUGAAAUCAUCUCGGUGCUUGGAUGUUCGCCAUAGUGUAUUCAGUUAUUUAUGGCUGUCUUUUCAUCUUCCUUUUCAAUGGGAACAUUUAGUUUUUUUACUGACACCUCAGGGAUAAAAUCCUAUUAUUUUUUUGAGUCUGUUCUCCCUGCUGGCCCCUGUCAAACACAACCCAAUCCACCUCCAACAGUGAAAUUAUGGUAAUAUAAGAGAUGUGUCAGUGACUGGUGAGAAGUUAACAACCUCAAAGAGGUUGAAAAAGGUUUUCUUUUUGUUUUGUUUUAAAUAUAUAUAUAUAUAUUUGAAGAUGCUGCACAGGAAUGUGCCUUAUUCUUUUUGUUGUUGUUGUUGUUAAACUACAGUUUUCCUAUGGAUAGCAAUGCACAAUGUUUUAUAUAUUUUAUUAAAAAAAAAAUAAAAAAUAAAAGGUCUGUGUUUACCAGAGGAAAAAUCAAGACAGAAGAAGUCACAUAUGACAACAAAAUGGGUAAUAAAUGCUAAAUAAACUCUGGUUUGCUUCAA
This is a messenger RNA of Pseudopipra pipra, 2669 nucleotides long. It is a transcript of the gene EVA1A, whose product is annotated as eva-1 homolog A, regulator of programmed cell death. Lineage: Eukaryota; Metazoa; Chordata; Aves; Passeriformes; Pipridae. The coding region runs from base 129 to 1574 and encodes 481 amino acids. The record is from RefSeq and is a predicted model, not a curated record. Gene Ontology annotation, molecular function: carbohydrate binding. The transcript is spliced from 8 exons.